Messenger RNA from Ascochyta rabiei, 1125 nucleotides. RefSeq lists its product as uncharacterized. The coding region runs from base 1 to 1125 and encodes 374 amino acids. The transcript has a single exon. Lineage: Eukaryota; Fungi; Ascomycota; Dothideomycetes; Pleosporales; Didymellaceae. The record is from RefSeq and is a predicted model, not a curated record.
AUGCAGAGCCGGACCACCGACUGUGGUGUGUCAAGUUUCGAUAUUCCUGCCGCUAUUGGGUGUUUGAAGGCCACGAUGGGAUUGCCUUGGGAGAGUGCGCGGGUCUUGGGUGGGGGCUUCCAUCGUCUUCUCGUCGCGUGGCGCAGGCGUGAUCCGAGCACGAUGGCUUGGCAUGGAUUGCACAUGGCUCUCGCUUUUCUCGACGACAGGGCACGUCCAGCAGGCGGGUACGUCGAGCAGUCGGGCACGUCCGCCACAGCCGUCAGGGCACGUCAGAAGACGUCCAAGCCAGCCCGUUACCCGCCGGACAGCGGACUUGAAAUGGCGGACCGGCCAGGUCCAACAGCAGCGGAGUGUGUCUUAGGCGCCCUUUGUGGAGAUUGGCAAGGCUCUGCGCUUUCUUGGACGGAGGGGAGAGGAGAUGGUAAGAUUGCAAGAGGAGGCCAGGGACGGAGCAUCGGAGGGCCGCCACGAUUGAUGACGGAUUUGGAAGAUCCGCACAGGCAUCACGACGAGCGGCCGUUCCAGACAGCCGGAGUCUGCAGACGAAAAUGGAUGUGCAGGUGGGGUUCUUUCGCGCGGGAGUCUUGGGACCCCCGUGUUCAUCUGGCCAUGCUGGUGCAAUUUCUGCUUCCAGCGCUGGGUGUUGUCAAGGCCGAGCGCGGGCAAGAGGCGAGAGAAGACAGAAGAGAGAAGACAGAAGAGAGAAGACAGAAGAGAGAAGAGAGAAGAGAGAGUUGGGCUGCUGUGUGCUCGUACACAGCGUACGGCAUACGAGGUGUUCAACAGGACGGCAUACGAGGUGUUCAACAGGACGGCAUGCUAUGUACGACGUAUCCAACAAGACGGCGCCUCGAGCGGACAGCCAGGGCAAGACGGAGCUCGGCAGCAGCAGCAGCAGCGUCACGACGAGUGGCGGCCUGGCCCGCUCGCCGGCCUUGGUGGCUCGUUGGCCAGUCGAAAGACGGUGAGCUGAGGCUCUGCAGGGAUUGCACGCUGGCCGUUUCGACGGCGCUGCCAGGCACGUCCGUCGACUGGUUGGCCGCUGCAGCACUGCCCCUGGCUUGCGGCUGGCCGUUUCACGCCGCGCGACGAUUCGGGUGGGGCGGGCGCUCCAUUGGCUGA